This is a messenger RNA of Pseudophryne corroboree (corroboree frog), 6684 nucleotides long. Its product is annotated as lysine-specific demethylase 5C-like. The transcript is spliced from 27 exons. The coding region runs from base 571 to 5145 and encodes 1524 amino acids. The record is from RefSeq and is a predicted model, not a curated record. Gene Ontology annotation, cellular component: chromatin; nucleus. Lineage: Eukaryota; Metazoa; Chordata; Amphibia; Anura; Myobatrachidae. Gene Ontology annotation, molecular function: histone H3K4me/H3K4me2/H3K4me3 demethylase activity; DNA binding. Gene Ontology annotation, biological process: chromatin remodeling; regulation of DNA-templated transcription.
UCUGGGACCUUUAAACGUGCGAUUGGACGGGAAAAUCAAGUCCGGCUCUCUCCCCCGGCCUGUUUGCGGUGUGUUCAUAUAUCCUUCCGCCGACGGGACUCAUUGACGUGUUCAUCCCAUGAGCGUCCUCUCCCUGCCUUUCCUCCCGUCGCGGGCCUCGCAAAGUGCCCCGUCAGACGUCCCGCUUCACCCUGUCAAACCUAGCACCCUGCUUUUGCCGCGGCGAGGCCGGUAAAGGGCGGGGUCACCGGAGGGGGCGCGGAAGGAGGCGGUGAUGCGACAGCAAGAUGGCGGCCGCGGAGACUGAGGGGGAGAAUCGACUCUGAGGGAAGAAAACAACAAUAACAAGGCAGAAUAAUCUGUUUCUCAGGAACCGGCUGAAGCCUUUACACCCAGGGUACAGGUUUAAUCAUCAUUACAGUCACAGGCCUGACUCACUCCACCAGUUCUGCAUUGUACCCGCACGGCCUAGUGUCCUGUGACGUUGAAGGAUAAUGCUGUGAUACGUGUCGACACCCUUCCCUCAGACUCCCCAGUUCAUGCUUUUUUUGUAGAAGGUGACGUACAGACAUGGAGUCUGAAGACUUUAUACCGCCCCCAGAAUGCCCUGUUUUUGAACCGACUUGGGCAGAGUUUGCGGACCCAUUGGGUUACAUUGCCAGAAUCAGGCCUAUUGCAGAAAAGUCUGGUAUAUGCAAAAUCCGGCCGCCGGUGGACUGGCAACCGCCGUUUGCAGUCGAGGUAGAUAACUUCCGUUUCACCCCUCGUAUUCAGAGGCUAAAUGAAUUGGAGGCCCAAACUAGGGUCAAGCUAAAUUACUUGGACCAAAUUGCCAAGUUCUGGGAAAUCCAGGGAUCGUCUCUGAAAAUUCCAAAUGUGGAGCGCAGGAUCCUGGACCUGUACAGCCUGAAUAAGCUUGUAAUAGAAGAAGGUGGAUAUGAACCGAUUUGCAGAGAGAGAAGAUGGUCUCGAGUGGCACAGCGCAUGGGGUAUCCCUCAGGGAAGAACAUUGGGUCACUGUUGCGAUCCCAUUAUGAACGCAUCAUAUACCCCUUUCACAUGUACCAGUCGGGAGCAAAUAUGGUGGAUUAUGGUGAAAGGCCACGUUAUGACAGUGAGGAGAAGGAUAAGGAGUACAAGCCUCAUAGUAUCCCGCUGCGGCAGUCUGUGCAGCCUUCCAAAAUCACCAGCUAUGGACGCCGAGCCAAGCGUUUGACGCAAGAGGAUCCUGACGGCUCAGAUCCUGCCUCUCAAAACUCCUCCCUGCCCCCUGAAACAUCGCCACCCUGGCCGGAACCCACUGAGGAGGACAUAGAGAAAAACCCAGAGUUAAAGAAGCUUCAAAUCUAUGGUGCCGGUCCGAAAAUGAUGGGACUUGGGCUGAUGGCAAAAGAUAAAAAUCUACGCAAGAAAGAGGGUGAUAUUCCAGAGUGCCCACCAACACUGGUAAUUAAGGAGGAGGUUGGCGUUGAUGUAAAAGUAGAGCCUGGAGAAGGGCACCAAUACAUAAAGCGGGAGAGGGCCCUGAGCCCUGAACCCUGCACCAAGAUGACCAUGAGGCUUCGCAGGAAUAAUAGUAACACCCAGUUUGUGGAUUCCUAUGUUUGUCGAAUCUGUUCUCGGGGGGAUGACGAUGACCGAUUGUUACUAUGUGACGGCUGUGAUGACAACUACCAUACAUUUUGCCUGCUGCCUCCUCUCCCAGAACCUCCAAAGGGUCUCUGGCACUGUCCCAAGUGUGUCAUGGCUGAAUGUAAAAGACCACCUGAGGCCUUUGGCUUUGAACAAGCAACACGAGAAUACACUCUGCAAAGCUUUGGAGAAAUGGCAGAUUCUUUUAAGGCAGAUUACUUCAACAUGCCAGUUCACAUGGUACCUACAGAGCUGGUGGAGAAAGAAUUCUGGCGCUUGGUGAACAGUAUAGAGGAGGACGUCACUGUACAGUAUGGUGCAGAUAUACACUCCAAGGAGUUCGGCAGUGGUUUCCCAAUGAUGGAUGGCAAGACAGAGUUGACUGCUGAGGAGAAGGUAAUUCAUGUCUCUCUUCCUCCAGCAUUUCUGGCUGAUCUGUAUGCCUCACCUUAUAUUGUGUCUCAUUCUCAGACAUAUGCUACCAGUGGCUGGAACUUAAAUGUACUGCCAGUUCUCGAGCAGUCCGUGCUGUGUCACAUCAAUGCAGACAUUUCUGGCAUGAAGGUGCCCUGGCUCUAUGUUGGUAUGGUGUUCUCUGCUUUCUGCUGGCACAUUGAGGAUCACUGGAGCUAUUCAAUCAACUACCUUCAUUGGGGUGAACCCAAGACCUGGUAUGGGGUGCCCUCAUCUGCUGCUGAAGAGCUUGAAGAGGUCAUGAAGAAAUUGACUCCAGAACUGUUUGAGAGCCAACCGGAUCUCCUGCAUCAGCUGGUCACUCUAAUGAACCCCAACACCCUAAUGGCGCAUGGAGUUCCGGUUGUCCGCACUAACCAGUGUGCUGGGGAGUUUGUCAUCACGUUUCCGAGGGCUUAUCAUAGUGGCUUCAACCAAGGUUACAACUUCGCGGAGGCAGUCAACUUCUGCACUGCCGACUGGCUCACAGCAGGAAGAAAAUGCAUUGAGCAUUACCGGAGGCUUCGACGGUACUGUGUCUUCUCACACGAGGAGCUUGUUUGCAAGAUGGCAGCAUGUCCUGAAAGACUGGACCUCACUUUGGCCGCUGCAGUGCACAAGGAGAUGUUCCUGCUGGUGCAGGAGGAGCGGAGACUACGUAAAGCACUGUUUGAGAGGGGAGUCACAGAGGCAGAAAGGGAAGCGUUCGAAUUGCUCCCCGAUGAUGAAAGACAAUGCCAGAAGUGCAAGACGACAUGCUUUCUGUCUGCUUUGGCGUGCUACGACUGCCCUCAAGGUCUAGUAUGUCUCUCUCACAUCGAGGACUUGUGCCAGUGCCCGCCAGCUCGUCAGUAUCUCAGGUAUCGCUACACCCUGGACGAGCUCCCAGCCACGUUACACAAGUUGAAAAUUCGGGCUGAAUCCUUUGAUACGUGGGCAAAUAAAGUGCGUCGGGUCCUGGAGUGCCAGGAUGGGGUCAAAAAAGAGCUGGAGCAGCUGCGAGUCCUGGAGGAGGAGGCCUUGGAGAAGAGAUUUUCUGAGAAUGGUUUGCUACAUGAACUGAAGAGCACCAUUAAGGAGGCGGAAUUGUGUAUUAGAGAGGCACAGAAACUACAAAGUGACCUCCGGUCUUCACGGAACAGUGCUACAGUUGUGUCUCUGGAAAAUUUGCAGAAGCUUGUACAACGUAUCCAAGCUCUUCCAUGUGUCAUGAAUCAACUGUCCUCACUACAGGAACUUCAGGAACAGGCGGAAUCCUUGCAGGAGGAGGCCAAGAAGUGCUUGCAAUCUCUUCCAGACAAAGCGUCCCAGAUGCAGGACAUGUUGGAUCAGUGCCAAGCUCUGGGAGUGCGGCUGCCCGAAGCUGAACAGCUGGAGCGGCAGUUGCGCCAGGGGGAGUGGUUAUCUCGGGUACGGGCAGCCCUGGUUGCUGGUCGGUCAGGCACGCUCCAAGAGAUGCGCUCGCUGUUACAGGAGGCUGGCGAAGUGGCGGAGAGCCCUGCGGUGGAGAAAGCUCGUAGUGAGCUGCAGGAGCUGAUCUCUAUUGCUGUGCGCUGGGAAGAGAAGGCUCAAAUGUGUUUAGAAGCCAGGCAGAAACAUCCUCCUGCAACACUAGAGGCCAUCAUUAAGGAAGCGGAGAACAUCCCUGUGCAGCUGCCUAAUACUCUAAGCUUGAAGGAGGCGCUCUGCAAAGCCCGGGCCUGGAGUGCUGAUGUGGAUGAGAUACAGAGUGGAGAUCACUACCCCUGCCUCGAUGACUUAGAGGGGUUGGUCGCUGUGGGCCGUGACCUUCCUGUCAAAAUGGGCGAGCUGCAUCAGCUGGAGGUCCAAGUGGCUGCAGCUCAUUCCUGGCGGGACAAAGCAACAAAGACUUUCCUCAAGAAGAGCUCCUCCUACACCCUUCUGGAGGUGCUGUGUCCGAGUGCAGAUGUAUCUUCUGGUACUGGGAAGAGGUCCAAGCUGAAGCAUGAGAAGGAACAUGGCCUUUAUCAGUCAGAUAUAGAGAGCCUAGGACUGUCUGCCCACGACCUGCGGGACCCGGGCUGCAUAGUUCUAGCGUUUAAAGAAGGGGAACAGAAGGAGAAGGCUGGUAUUCUGCGGCUGCGAGCAAUGAAUUCCUCACUGGAGCGGGAUUGUGUCUGUGUGUGUGGCGAGCCUCCAGGAGAGCUUAUGCUUCGUUGUGAGCUUUGCCAGGACUUGUUUCAUGGGCUUUGUGUCCCCGGGCCCAGACUUUCCUCUCAUCGUGGGACACAUUCCUCCCCAUCUCUGGCCUGGUGGGAAUGGGACAGUCGCUUCUUGUGUCCACUUUGUGUGCGGUCACGGCGACCACGGCUACAGACUAUUCUCUCUCUCUUGGUUGCUCUUCAGAAAUUGCCUGUGCGCUUACCGGAAGGAGAGGCUCUACAAUGUUUAACAGAGCGUGCAAUGAGCUGGCAGGAUCGAGCUCGCAGGGUCCUGGCAACACCAGAAAUUUCCAGUGCUGCUGCCAACCUUGUAGAGAGGAGACAGCGAGUACAGCAUUGUAAAGACCCGCAGGCACUAAGGGAGACGACCCGCAAUGAGCAGAACCCUGUCUCCCAUGAGAAUGGAGACUCCCACUCAGAGAAUGGCACCUUUGCUAUGCCAGAUCUAGAUGCCCUGGCUGUCCUGCUCCCUCGUAUUGAAAAGAAGCAGAUUCUGGAGAUAUCUAUCGGGUCGCGAGCUCUGCUUGAGGACCUCAUGUUGGAAGGGGAUCUGCUGGAAGUAACACUUGAAGAGGAACUGAGUAUUUGGAGGCUGCUACAGGCAUCGCAAACGCCGUGUGUGGAGAGGCUGCGGACACUGAUCGAGAUUGAACGUUGUGAGCGGAGAGCCAAUCGCCUGAAGGGCAAAGACAAUGAUAAAAGAAAGAAGAGGAGGAGUGAAAGGGCUGAAGGGGAAUAUUCUCCACCAACGCUCCCGAAGGAGGAGCUGGGACCAAAGAGAAGUCGCAGUGACCGCUUACAGGACACGACGACGGACAAGGAGAGUCUGAGAAAAGUGGGUGCUGAAAGUAACCAGAAUGGUGAGAAGCGCUUGUGACAUUCAGCCUCCUCUGACACUAUGGAACUGAGACAGUGACACUCCCCACUGGACACGCUCAAAGUUAUACCUCGCUGAGGAAUGGUAAGAGGCGGCCGUUGGGGUGCAGCGACCUAGAAACCCCUCCACUCUACCUCUUACGCAGCAUUCUCUGUUCUGUACUCCCUCCUCUCCUGGUUGGAGGCGAGAACUUCUUUCUGGGGACACCUAGUGGAAGCUGGUGCUACUGCCGUGUGACGCGACAUAACCCUGCUGACGGAUGCAAAGACCCUAGGAGACUUAGAGGACUAAAAGAUCUCCCUCAUCUCGCUGACAUCAAGCAAUUAGUUCCAGGUGGUGACCAGAUGUAAAUCCUUACAAGUUUACUCUAUGGCCCCUGCAGGAUAACGGAGCCCCAGCAAGCACGUGGAGUUCACAUCCCUUGUAUGCCACAUGGGACUGAAGCUACGCUUGUGACCAAUACCAGCAUCUGGUAUCGCACUGGGCGAGGGGUUGUUUUUUUGUUUGUUUUUUUCACAAAGGAAACUGUAACAGUGGUUUGGGGGGGAGGGGGGGGGGGGGCACACCUUUUUAUUUAUUCCCUUCUCCUUGUGGUUUAUAGUUUCACUAACUGCCCAGCUACCCUCCUGCUCUCCCUCCCCCGUAGUACAGGAUCCAUGGGGGCGCUCUGCACUUCCCACCCUGUAAACCAUGUUCACUUUGUUAAGGACACUUUGUUUAAAAAAAAAAAAAAAAAUGAAGAAAAAAAAACCCACAGAAAUUGUUUCUAAAAAAAAAAAAAAAUGUAAAAGAACAAAAAAAAUUGACCCUGAAAAUCUCCACUCUGGAGCGUUAUCUUUUCUGACAUGUAGAAAUAAAGGUAGAGGUUUUUGGACGGUGUCUCUCGGUUUGCAUUGGAAGGCAAACUUCCCGCUGUGUUAUACCUCAGUAUUUCAGAUGUUUAUUUUACAUAAAUUAUGCUAAGCAUGACCACAUGACCUCCGAGACUAUGGUUCCUGCUCACGGGGAUUUUUUUUUUUUUUUUUUUUUUUUGGGGGGUGGGGUUUAUCUGUAGGAAAGUUUAACUUAUUACCUUUCUUUACCUGGAACUAUUUCUUAGUGUAUGAAGUCUGUACAAUAUUUCUUAGAGAAUACUUUGAUUUUCCCACUAUUUCAAUAAUACAUAAAGUUCUUUGACAAUCACUGUGGCCUCUGCCUUGGUCAGUGGUGGGAAUAGCAGUUUACAUGGCCGCUACAGGUAUGGUUCUCAUUUCCCCCUUUAGGUGACUAAUAGGAAGGUCUGUUCUCGCCCACUUGAAUUAAACUUCUGCCUCCACUGUUUUGAAAAAUGGCAACUGUGCUUUGUACGUUACCCCUGUUCUGCUUAAUGUACUUAUGCUGUUGCUUAGGGGGAUAGAACUGCAAUACUUUUACAUUGAUGAUAUAAGGGCAUUGAUUAAAACCAAGAAGAAAACUAGAGGUAUAAAGACCUAUAUUAAUGUAAAAUCUUUUGGAGUGAGCAAACCAGCAAUAUUAAAGUCACCUGAAGGUGGAAAUCCC